UCCUGGAGCUAACCGGAGAGUGAGGAAAGCGGGCGGAGGACGAGGUUCUGAAGGAGGGAGGCCCAGAGUACUCUGGGAAAUGUAGUCCAGUGAGCUUAGCAGAAGAUUCGCGGUGGGCGCCGGGGUUCCGGGAAGAGGCUGAGCUGGGUUGAAAAAAGACUGCGACUAUGCCUUUUAACUCUGUAGCUGGAGCACAGGAAGUGUUUGUUUAAUGACUGACCUAUCCAUUUAGGACCUAUUUAGACCCAGAGGAUUACCCCGUGAAUUAGUUCUAGAUCUCCAUCAUGUAAUAAUCAUACAUCUAAUGACUUCGACAUCUCUAUGUGACCCAAAUGAGUCCUUUGUAUCACCAUUCAUUUAGAACGCAUGCUGACAAUUGACCUCGUAUUUGUAGCUGAGGUUUUUCCCCUCCAGCUUUUCCUCCUCUGCUAUUUCUAACAGCUGGCAACAGUUCAUUGGGUCUGGCCCUUGGGGUUGAUCUCAGGAUGCUGCGGCGAAAACCAACCCGCCUGGAGCUGAAGCUUGAUGACAUUGAGGAGUUUGAGAGCAUUCGAAAGGACCUGGAGAACCGUAAGAAACAAAAGGAGGAAGUGGAUGUGGUAGGAAUCAGUGAUGGAGAAGGUGCUGUUGGGCUCGGCAGUGACCCCAAGAGCCGGGAACAAAUGAUUAACGAUCGAAUUGGUUAUAAACCCCAACCCAAGCCCAACAAUCGUUCAUCUCAAUUUGGAAGUUUUGAAUUUUAGAGGCAGAUUAUCUUGCAUGCCAGAGCUCGGGAAUGGAGCAAAAGGAUGGCAGAAGUUCGAAUAAGAUAGAGAACUGAGUGCUGGAAAUCAAGCAGAAUGUCUUACCUCCUGCAGAGAAAUACUUCUUUCCUUCCAAGUGGAAAUCCAAACUCUAGUUUCUCUCUGGAAAAUCUGACUCUAUAAAACUUGUCUGACUUUUGUUUUUAAAAAUAAAUCUAUUUUUGGAAAAGUGUGCAACACCCUCA
Suricata suricatta (meerkat) is the source of this 988-nucleotide messenger RNA. RefSeq names its product cell division cycle 26 (gene CDC26). Bases 486 to 743 code for a protein of 85 amino acids. The record is from RefSeq and is a predicted model, not a curated record. Gene Ontology annotation, cellular component: anaphase-promoting complex. Gene Ontology annotation, biological process: protein K11-linked ubiquitination; anaphase-promoting complex-dependent catabolic process; regulation of mitotic cell cycle. The transcript has 4 exons. NCBI's taxonomy places the organism in Eukaryota, Metazoa, Chordata, Mammalia, Carnivora, Herpestidae.